Messenger RNA from Balearica regulorum gibbericeps (East African grey crowned-crane), 612 nucleotides. The record is from RefSeq and is a predicted model, not a curated record. NCBI's taxonomy places the organism in Eukaryota, Metazoa, Chordata, Aves, Gruiformes, Gruidae.
CCUCCUCAGCUGAUGGCGUUUGUAGCAGAAGAGAGGAAGCGCUACACGGUCUAUCCGCCCCCCGAGCAAGUCUUCACCUGGACGCAGAUGUGCGACAUCAGGGACGUAAAAGUUGUCAUUUUGGGACAAGAUCCGUAUCACGGACCUAACCAAGCUCAUGGGCUCUGUUUCAGCGUCCAGAAGCCUGUUCCUCCUCCCCCCAGCUUAGAAAAUAUUUACAAAGAGCUGUCUACAGAUAUUGAGGACUUCACUCAUCCUGGUCACGGUGAUCUAACUGGCUGGGCCAAGCAGGGAGUGCUCCUACUCAACGCCGUCCUGACGGUGCGAGCCCACCAGGCCACCUCGCACAAGGAGAGAGGCUGGGAGCAGUUCACGGACGUGGUGGUGUCCUGGCUCAACAAGAACUUGCACGGGGUUGUCUUCAUGCUGUGGGGAGCCUACGCCCAGAGGAAAGGCAGCUCCAUUGACAGGAAACGCCACCACGUCCUGCAGACGGUUCACCCCUCGCCCCUCUCUGUCAACAGAGGGUUUUUCGGCUGUCGGCAUUUCUCGAAGACGAAUGAAUUGCUCAAGAAAUCCGGCAAGAAGCCCGUUGACUGGCGAGCGCUCUGA